AUGUCCCAAGAUCCAGAUCAAGCAAAAAAGCUCCAGGAGCUCUUGAAAUUGUUAUCUCUUUCUAAUGGAGAUACUUCUAAGUUAACUGUGCAACAACGCAAGAAGUUCGAAGAGUACAAAUUUUGGAGAACACAGCCCGUCGCGAGGUUCGACGAAAAGGUGGAUAACGAGGGACCCAUAGAUAGCAGCAGAACUCCGGCUGACAUUCCAAGUGAACCAUAUCCACUUUUGAAAGAAUUUGAGUGGUGCACUGUGGAUAUUACUAAUCCCCAAGAACUAGAGGACGUUUUCGUGCUGUUGAAUGAAAACUACGUGGAAGACCAGGAUGCAACUUUCAGGUUCAAUUACACUCGUGAAUUCUUCAAUUGGUCCUUAAAACCUCCUGGGUGGCACAAAGAAUGGCAUGUAGGUGUGCGCAUUAGAGACUCCGGCAGACUGGUCGCUUUUAUCAGUGCAAUUCCAGUAACUUUGAAAGUCAGAGGAAAGGAAGUCAAGAGUGUAGAGAUCAAUUUCUUGUGUAUCCACAAAAAAUUACGGGCGAAGAGGUUAACGCCUAUCUUAAUCAAAGAAAUUACAAGAAGGGUGAACAAAUGCGACAUUUGGCAAGCUCUUUACACUGCUGGUGUGGUACUUCCAUCUCCGAUAGCAGUUUGUCGUUAUGCUCACCGUCCUUUGAAUUGGUCUAAAUUGCACGAGGUUGGCUUUACCGCUUUGCCCGCCAAUGCAUCCAAAACACAAAUGAUUGCGAAAUACACUCUGCCCAAGGGAACUGACACUCCGGGAUUACGUGCCAUGAAGUACGAAGAUGUAGAUCAAGUUUUUGAUUUAUUCAACGCUUAUCAGGAUCGAUUUGAUUUAGUUCAAGUAUUUACAAAAGAAGAAUUCAAGCAUUGGUUUUUGGGAGCAGACACUGUUAUCUAUUCAUAUGUCGUCGAGACCGAAGGAAAGAUCACGGAUUUUGUGUCUUUCUACUCAUUACCCUUUACUGUUCUAAACAAUCCAAUGUAUAAGGAACUUGGGAUCGGGUAUCUAUUUUACUAUGCAUCUGACGCUGAUUUGGGCUUUGACGAUAGAUUCGAUCCAGCUGCCACCUCGACCUUGAAAAAGAGACUAAAUCACUUGAUCUCCGAUGUUUGCAUCAUAGCGCGUGAUUUGAAGAUGGAUGUAUUUAACGCCAUGAGUUGUCAAGACAAUACCCUUUUCUUGGAUGAUUUAAAGUUUGGCCCAGGAGAUGGAUUCUUGAACUUCUAUCUUUUCAACUACAAAGCAUUCCCGAUCUCAGGUGGUUUGACAGAUGAUAAUUCCUUCGACGUGAAGAAUCGUAGUAACGUCGGUGUUGUAAUGCUAUGA
Molecule: messenger RNA, 1350 nt
Organism: Lachancea fermentati
Lineage: Eukaryota; Fungi; Ascomycota; Saccharomycetes; Saccharomycetales; Saccharomycetaceae
Source: the annotation of a GenBank genome assembly